This is a messenger RNA of Toxoplasma gondii ME49, 3381 nucleotides long. Its product is annotated as Myb family DNA-binding domain-containing protein. The coding region runs from base 1 to 3381 and encodes 1126 amino acids. The transcript is spliced from 10 exons. Lineage: Eukaryota; Apicomplexa; Conoidasida; Eucoccidiorida; Sarcocystidae. Gene Ontology annotation, biological process: DNA repair; chromatin remodeling; negative regulation of transcription by RNA polymerase II. The record is from RefSeq and is a predicted model, not a curated record. Gene Ontology annotation, cellular component: Swr1 complex; NuA4 histone acetyltransferase complex. Gene Ontology annotation, molecular function: transcription corepressor activity.
AUGAACACCUCACAAAUUCCGCGCGUUCGCUCGGCAGCUGUCCACUCUGUGUCACUUCUGCCUCGUCUGUUUGGGGGCGCAGCGCAGUUCGUUGUAACGCCCGCUUUUUGCGGCCUUCGUUUCCCAGGCAACAGCCUCGAAGAGUGCCGGGUGAAAACGGCGGAAGGAACCCUCCACGACUGUGGAGACUUUAUCGGUUCCUUACCGCCGAUCCUAAGGCAUUCAAGUCUCAGCUGGAUCCCCCCUUCACCCCCACCUCCCGCCUAUCCUGGUCCGCCUCUAUCCUCUCUUCUUUCCUCCGUAUUUUCCAGCAUGAGUUUACUCCGCGACUUGUUGGGGGUGACCCCCCAGACGGCGCAGGGCGUGCUACAGCUGAAUGAGAGACUGCUGCUUCACGAGGCAGCGGUCCCGGCGCCUCCUGCGUCUUCGCUGGAGCUGAGUGCGGCGGCAACUGCGCCGGCGAAGGAGCGUCACUUGGGCGCGACUCCGCUCGGAGCUGGGUCGGAGAAACUUGCGAGGCGUGGACUGUCUAGGGACCUGCGCGCUGCGGUCACUGGCGGAACCGCUUCUCUGCCUUCGCUCCCCGCCGUCAUGCACAGACCUCACGCGAAACGCUCUCAGGAACGCCGUCCAGUGAGCAAGUGGCGCCUCUGCGCCUUCACAAACUGCGCGCGAGAAGACGGACUUUGUCUGGUUCACUGGCGCAAAGUGACAGACCAACAAGCGCUUCAACUCCAGCAACAAGUUGCGGCGAUGCACGCGCAGCAAGAAGGCUCAGCAGAAGCGAGUUUGGGGACGGAUUCAGAACAGAACGUCAAAGGGAAGCAGGGCGAGUCCGACAUCUCGGCCGACGCCUCCGAUGUGAAGGAAGAAGCGAAAAUCAAGGUCGAGGAAGGCGCUGCUCCUCGGUCUGGCGACGAACACGGUGGAAGCGGACCGCGCUCUCUCUCUUUGCAAAACCGACUCCGCGCCUUCCUCAUCACGCCGGAGAAAGAAUAUCCCUUCGCGAAGUUCAAUGUGAAAACGGUGCAGCCGGCCCUCACUCGAGAAGUGUACGACAAGUACAUUCAGCCUCUGGACAGCUCGUGGAGCGCAGAAGAAACUUUCCAGCUGUGGCAGCUCGUGCAUGAAUACGACCUGCAGUGGCCGGUCGUCUUCGACGCGUUUCCUGCCUCGUUUGGGCGUUCUGUAGAGGAGUUGAAACAAAGAUAUUAUGCUGUUGCCAAGAGAGUGGUGGCGCGUCAGUUCGAGGAAAAAGAAGAAGAAGAACUGGCCAAGGGUCCUGCAGCGAGCAACUCCGUUUUGGCACGUCUGAGAGAAGAAAAGCAGCGGCAUCCUCUCGUUCGCUUCAACUUCAACUUCGUGGCGGAAUGCCAGCGGCGGCUGCUGCUGGAGCGUCAGCAGCGCGUCGGGGUGGAGGAGUUGCAGGCCGAGCAAAGUCUUCAGUCGGAGAUUCGGGCCGCCGAGGGCAAAGUCAAGAAGCUCAGCAAGGCCAGGGAAGACCAGCGGAGACUCCAGAGACGAUUUGGUCUCCCUGCGGACUCUGCACCUCGCAUUUCUGCGGCGAGCUUCCUGGAGCUGCAGGAGCCGACGUGCACAACUCUGAGCGCGCUUUUGGAGAAAACAAAGAAUUCUAGAGUUUCAGAAAAAGGCAUGGCUCUAAUCGACAACUACCUCUCCUCGCUCGGAGUCGCCCCGCCCGUCUGCUUCACCUACAACAUCGCCGAAAGCUACUGGGGUCUCCGCGCGGAGGUGUCGACGAUGCUGCAUUUGAGGCAACGCGUGGAGAAGCUGAAGGAGGAAUUGAAUUACUGGACGACCAUGACUGCAAAUCUCCCGCCGCAGCUUCCAGCUGGUGCUGGCCCGACGGCGCCCGCCCUGCUCGGCGCGGCGCCCCCGGAGGCUUCCGGCGCCCCGCCUGCCUCGGGUGUACAUACACCCGGCACCAAGCUCGCGCCGAGUCCACAUCCAACGCAGUUUUUCCAAGCUGCUCAGGUUGAGGGCCGAAACCGCGGCGGCCGCGAAGACCAGUCGCCGCAGCAGCCGCCCAGCCGGGAUGCCGCCUUCCCUGCUCAAGGCGGAGUGUCUCGGAGCCCGUCGGUCGCCAGCGGUCGGGCCCAAGAAGGCGCGCGCCCCCAGAAUGCUCCUUCUCUCCCUCCGGUCUCUGUGGCGCCCUCGCCCCACAGUGCCUCGCCCUCUCCGCCUCCGCGCCCGCCCCACGUCGCCAGUGUCUCCUCUCACCCCUCCCUCUCUCCCGCCCCGCCGGUCGGGCCGGUGCACCCCGGUCUGGGCCCUGCGGGCCCCGCGGGUCAAGCACCCCUGCAGGACUCCGCGCGCCCCCCUCUGGCCUCGAUGCAUGCGCACUUUCUGGGGGCCUCUGGAGCGGCGAGCCCCGCCUUCGGGGGCUUGGGCCCGAGCCUUCACGGCGCGCCGAACGGACCUCGCGGACCCUCACCCCAACUCGCGCCCACGGGUUCGCCCCAGCUCGCUCAGAUGCCUCACCGGCCGAUGGGCGCCGGCGACCCGCUGGCCUACGGCGCACCUGCGCUGGAGCGCGAGGAGCGGCCUGCGCCCCACCACGGUGUCGCUGCGGGGCCAGGGCCCUUCCAGGCCUACCCCCACUUCCAUCCGGGCUUCCAGGCCCAGUUUGGCCCCGGGCCCCGCGGGCCCUUUCCGGUGCAAGAGAACCCCACAGACGGGACCCAGGCCGGAAGCCUCGGGCCAAAUGACCCCUGGGGCGCGCAGCCAGAGGGCGCCGGGCCCGGGCCGGGCCAGGUGGCCCAGCCCAUGGGGGAAAACAUGCAGAGUCCCUACAUGAGCCAAAUGGGUGCAAACAGAGGACCCGGCCGGUCGGGCCAGUCGGGAACCUCCCAAAGCAAGCCCCCGCGCGCGCGGAGUCGCUCCUCUUCAGCCUCUGCGCCCUCGCCGUAUCCGUCCCCAGCGAUGUCUCUCACCCCGUCGGAGGGCUCUGCUGUCUCCUUCGGGACUUCUGGUGGCCCUGCCCCAGCGCAUGCGUCCUUUCCAGGCGCGGAGCCGAAAGAGGGGCAGGUCCUGCGCGCCCGGGGCCCCGAGAGCGGCGCCAGAGCCCCGAAGAAGCAGCGCGCCGCCUCGCGCAAAAGCCCCCCGGCGCAGCCCGGCCUCGCAGGGUACCCCACAAGUCUUCCAGGUGUCUCCUUGGGCCCCGCGGGCCCGAUGCUGGGGCCGAGUCCGGUGGGCCCAGACCCGCAUGCGCACCACGCGGCGGGGCUGAUGCAUGCGCACGAGAUGGGCGGCGUGGACCACGGGGCCGCGGGGCCGGGGAUGACCGCCGUGGGCCCUGCCGGCGGCCCCGUCGUCCCCCACCCCGGGGGCAUGCACCAGCCCCAUGUGGGGGGCGCGUAG